UUCAUCAAUAUUUGUAAUCUUCCAUCAUCUGUUUUGUCGAAAAAUCGAUUCCAAGUAGAAAUCUAGGUGUUAUUCAACAGAUAAUUCAGUGCCAUGGGUUUGAUACAAGGUAAUGACAGUGAUCCAUCUGCCCCAUUUAACCCGUAUAUUGAAAACUACAAUGAUAGACAUGUUGAGAACAACUUACUGUCUUCUACUGAUGAAGAAGAAUCAGAUUCCCAAUCGGUUCAGAGCCAGCGAGCAGUGAGGCCGCACCGCAGACCCCAAAUACAUAUCUCUGUCUCUCAAGAAAAUUUAGCCAAGUAUGGAAGUCGACGUGGCAUACGACAUGCACGUCGCUUGGAUAACUUGAGAUACUUAAUAAAUCUAGAAGAAAAAGAUGAAGAUAUUGUCUCCAAUGAUCCAUCAUCAACUUUUGAACCUAGCGCAAGCUUGUUUGAGGAACUGUUUGAUGAUCCAGAGAAGAUGGAAAUGUGGAAUAGUUUUGUGGAAAGUUCAGAAGAGGAGCAGAGAAAAAUUUUAAACUACAGAGGUUUGCAUAUCAUUAAGGAAGAAGAUGAAGGAAGUGAUACUAAGACUGCUGAAGAUAACUGGGUGAUGAUCCUUGAUGAAAGAAGUGAUCACCCAGCCUAUUCACCUGUACAGUGUUAUAACCGGGUGGACAGGAACUUGAGGACAUUACUGAAACGUAGACACUUACCUCUGGGUAUUCUAGCUAGCCUAGAGAGGGAGAUAGUGACUUUCUUCCAUGACUGUCCCACCUCAGUCUUCAUAUCUGACAUCUCCAGCAGCUUUGAGAGGAUGUUAUUGCAUGCAUUGUGUCAGUACCUCAAUCUCCACUCACAAAGUUAUGAUGAUCAUGGAAGCCGACGGACUCAAGUGGAAAAUAAAUUCCAACAAUUUCGUCCACCUUCUCUUCUCCUGACCGAGUAUCUUCAGCAGAACCAGCAUUCCUUGUAAUAUCACAGUUCACUCUGACACAUACGUUUGUAUGUGAUAAUUGAAAACUUUGAUCCAACAUAAACUAUACACUAAACUCUCCUUAUUGUAAGUCCUGCCUGUGAUGCAUUGCUUUACUUUGCAGCCCACUCUCAUGAACAUAGACAUUAACCCCCCCCCCCCCCCCCCCCCCCCCCCCCAUCUGUAUGUGACACACACUUUACUGAUCUUACACUACCCUUCUACCAUCAUUGUGAUUGCAAGUCUAGCCAGCUUCUUGUUAAAGUCAUUUGCUGUCAUCAUUGAUAAUUUAAUUUGUCAUGAACUAAUGAAUUUUCUUUGCCUUAGUGUUUUGAUAUUCUAUAGUUUGUAUCAUCUUAUGGCUCCACCAUAAACAACCCAUUCCCUUACACACAAAGAAAACAAUACAUUUUUCUCUUAGCCAGAGUCUUGUAUCUUUAUGUAUUAUUUACACAUUUUCUUCACAUUCAACAUUUUAAAAUUGUGGAAAAUGUCAUCACCACUUUUUAAGCUGUGGUACCCAUAGCUUGUGUUCCGUAUGACUGUACUCUUUAUACAUUCAGAGUGGUGCCUUGAUUAAUAUUUAGGUCUCUGGAAAUAAAAUCAAAACAUUUCAACUGACUUGAUAAUUUCUAAAUCUGGGAUUGUACAGAUACUUGUUUUUUGUUCAUUUUGAAAUGAAUGCAAGGAAAAUUGAAUGUCAUAUCUUGCAUUCUAGAGUGAAGGAUGAUAAUUCAGUGUACUUUUCUUUGUCUGAUGUUAGAAUUCACUUUGGUGUUGUCUCUUUCUUUAUAUCAUUGGAAUGUAUUCUGAUAUUUUGUAGUGCAUUAUCCAAUACAACAAAAUUUCACUGUCGUCUUAAUGGCAUUAAAUGUUCCUUAAAAUAGAAAUGUAUUUGCCUGAUAAGUCUAAAUUGUGCUUAGUUAAAUAGUCAAGUGUUGUUCCAGGUUACUUAGUUCUUUUCUACUGACAUUUUGCUUCCUCAACUCACAAGCAUUUUUUUUUCUGUUAGUUUUCCUUUAAACGUCAAUGAAAAAUGCUUUUUUAUGAUAUCCCAUUGAUUGAGAAUCCCAGAUUGAGGUAUUUGGUGUAAUGCUUACUGUUGAUAGUUUGUGAUCUCUCGUUUUACCACCAUUACUACUAUUGCAUCUUAUUGCCUUUAUUGUAUUUUUUUUUUUUGCUUGGUGGCUUCCUUUCUUAUUAACUGUCAGAGCUGAAAACUGUAAACACUGGAAGUUGUUUGCUCUUGUUUGUUGACUUGUUCUAGUUUCAGGAAAAAGAGUGAUGAUCUAUGAUCUACUUAGAAACAAAAGUUUAUUGAAAUACCAGUCUUGAUAUUUCUGGGUUUUAUAAUUGUAACAUUACUGGAUUAGUCCAGUGGUUUACUGAAAUAAACAUAUAAAAUAUU
Molecule: messenger RNA, 2368 nt
Organism: Biomphalaria glabrata
Lineage: Eukaryota; Metazoa; Mollusca; Gastropoda; Planorbidae
Product: R3H domain-containing protein 4-like
Exons: 7
Coding region: 94-960 (288 amino acids)
Molecular function (GO): nucleic acid binding
Source: RefSeq, a predicted model, not a curated record